CAACCAUCCGACAGACCUAAGCUUUUUGGGAGAUUCAAGGUUUACAUAACGUUGAUAGAACCCGCGCUGCAAGUAGCAUGUACGGAUACUCGAAUGGCCCCGCCCGAUGAUAUCCGAGUCUUUGCUUGCGGGGUUGAACUUGCGUCUUGAGUCACCUUACCAAGCGCUCUCGCUCAUCGGAGCUCUCGGCCCAGUACUUCUAAACCUAGAAGUUAUUCGCUCACACGACUGAGUCGAUAAGAAACGACAGGUUUUCAUUGCGCUCACAUCUGUUCCCAUAGUCCUCCCUAAAUUGACCUCCCAGUGGGGUUGAGUGCUUGUAACGCCAAGAUGCUCAGUCCGCCAGUGAACCUGCCCAAGUGGCUGGAAGAGAACUCGCACCUGUUGAAGCCGCCCAUCAACAACUACUGCGUAUACAACGACGACUUUACCGUCAUGAUCGUCGGCGGUCCCAACGCGCGCACAGACUACCACAUCAACCAGACGCCAGAAUGGUUCUACCAGUACAAGGGCGCCAUGCUCCUCAAAGUGGUCGACGACGGCGCCUUCAGGGACAUCGUCAUCCGCGAGGGAGAGAUGUUCCUGCUGCCCCCCAACACGCCGCACAACCCGGUGCGCUUCGCCGACACGGUGGGCAUCGUGCUCGAGCAGAAGCGGCCCGCCGACUCGAUCGACCGCAUGCGCUGGUACUGCCAGCGCGAAGGGUGCGGCGCGGUGGUGCACGAGGCCGCCUUCCACUGCACCGACCUGGGCACUCAGAUCAAGGAGGCCGUGGAGAGGUUCAAGGGGGACGUGGCCGCGCGGACAUGUAAGGCGUGUGGUGAGGUCGCGGACUGGUGUCCUCGACCCGGCUCGAUUCGGGAUCCGAAUUUGGCCGAGUGAGAAGAAUACUGGUGAGGGGUUCGUUUCGGAGGUAACCGGGCAGCGCCAGUCCAGCAUACGGAUGUGUAUACCAAUCAAGUACUGGCUAAAUAUAUAAUAGCGAACGCGGACGACAAGUCCAGCAGUAUCCUGAGCUUAAGUCUAUGUUACCUGGAUGGGAACCUCAAGUCUCGGCAUACUCAUAUGAGCUGGUCGACUCCUCCACCGCAACCUCGAUCUUGGCUUCCUCCAGCUCUUUGCCGCCCACUCUGAUGCCCGCGCGCAUGACAUCGCCCGGCACAACCGGACCGACACCCUUGGGCGUGCCCGUCA
Thermothielavioides terrestris NRRL 8126 is the source of this 1194-nucleotide messenger RNA. RefSeq lists its product as uncharacterized. The record is from RefSeq and is a predicted model, not a curated record. NCBI's taxonomy places the organism in Eukaryota, Fungi, Ascomycota, Sordariomycetes, Sordariales, Chaetomiaceae. Gene Ontology annotation, cellular component: cytoplasm. The transcript has 4 exons. Gene Ontology annotation, biological process: quinolinate metabolic process; 'de novo' NAD+ biosynthetic process from L-tryptophan. Gene Ontology annotation, molecular function: 3-hydroxyanthranilate 3,4-dioxygenase activity; iron ion binding. Bases 331 to 882 code for a protein of 183 amino acids.